CCUCCAGGUGUGAAGCAAGCAAUUUGUUCUUCUCAUUUGAUACUAACAGCAAAAGGACAACUCUACGUCUAACUUAUUUGACUUCAUUAUUUGGCUUUCAAUUACAUUAACUAGAUGAAAACCAUACAGAAAUUAGCCUGUGAGCUAUAAGACACGGGCUUAAAUAAUUUGAUGGAAACGUUACAGAUAAUUCAGCUGUUCUCUCAAGGGCAGGACUCCGACACUGCAGGUGGAAAAGCAACAAAAAGAACAAGACAAAGAAAACUAGGAGGAUUUUUCCUGGGAGACACACAUUAGCUAUGUGAAGCCAACCGUUACUGAGAGAAAAUGCCAAACUUUUCUUUGUUCAACACAAUCAUUUUUGCUUCUUAAAAGGAAACGGAAGAUGAAAGACCGACUUCAAGAACUAAAGCAACGAACAAAAGAAAUCGAACUCUCCAGAGACAGGCAUGUGUUGACUACAGAAGCAGAAGAACAAGGGGUGUUUUUGCAGCAAGCUGUUAUUUAUGAAAGAGAGCCGGUAGCUGAGAGACACUUACAUGAAAUCCAAAAACUACAGGAGAGUAUUAACAAUUUGACAGAUGAUGUUCAAAAAUUUGGGCAGCAACAGAGAAGUCUGGUGGCUUCAAUGAGAAGGUUUAGUCUACUUAAGAGAGAGUCUAGCAUUACAAAGGAGAUAAAAAUACAAGCAGAACACAUUAACAGAGGUUUGGAUGAUUUAGUAAAAGAAGUUAAGAAGUCAGAGGCUGAAAAUGGUCCAUCAGCAGUGGUGACAAGGAUACUUAAAUCUCAGCAUGCUGCGAUGUUCCGCCAAUUUCAGCAAACAAUGUUUACAUACAAUGACACAUUAGCAGCAAAGCAGGAGAAGUGCAAGACAUUUAUUUUCCGUCAGCUUGAAGUUGCUGGAAAAGAAGUGCCUGAAGAAGAAGUAAAUGAUAUGCUUUAUCAAGGCAAAUGGGAAGUUUUUAAUGAAAGCUUACUUACAGAAAUCACUAUCACUAAAGCACAACUCUCAGAGAUAGAACAAAGACACAAGGAACUUGUUAAUUUGGAGAACCAAAUAAAAGAUUUAAGGGACCUUUUCAUUCAGAUAUCUCUUUUAGUAGAGGAGCAAGGAGAAAGCAUCAACAAUAUCGAAAUGAUAGUGAAUGGUACAAAAGAAUAUGUUAACACUACUAAAGAGAAAUUUGGACUCGCUGUAAAAUACAAAAAAAGAAAUCCUUGUAAGGUAUUGUGUUGUUGGUGUUGCCCGUGCUGUGGCUCAAAAUAAAGAAGCUAUUUUAGACAUUUUUUCCAGUUGUAGAAUGAAGGAUGUCCUAUUUUUCAGCAUCUUUCUUCAUUUUACAGAUCCAUUCACAUACCUUUCAUCAUUAUUAAGUCAUAAUUUUCCUCUUCAGCCCUUAUCUGCUAGACCAACAGAAACUUCUUCAGUCAGGGACAAAGCAAGUCAUUUAUUAAACCAAAAACAGUAUAGCUAGUUAACUUUAAACUCACAAGUUAACUACUAAAAAUGAGAUCAAUGAUCUUAUGUUUCC
This is a messenger RNA of Prionailurus viverrinus (fishing cat), 1535 nucleotides long. RefSeq names its product syntaxin 19 (gene STX19). The record is from RefSeq and is a predicted model, not a curated record. Gene Ontology annotation, molecular function: SNAP receptor activity; SNARE binding. Gene Ontology annotation, cellular component: SNARE complex; synaptic vesicle; endomembrane system. The transcript has 2 exons. Gene Ontology annotation, biological process: synaptic vesicle fusion to presynaptic active zone membrane; intracellular protein transport; exocytosis. Bases 386 to 1270 code for a protein of 294 amino acids. NCBI's taxonomy places the organism in Eukaryota, Metazoa, Chordata, Mammalia, Carnivora, Felidae.